This is a messenger RNA of Brassica rapa (field mustard), 1084 nucleotides long. Its product is annotated as PRA1 family protein A2. Lineage: Eukaryota; Viridiplantae; Streptophyta; Magnoliopsida; Brassicales; Brassicaceae. Gene Ontology annotation, cellular component: membrane. The record is from RefSeq and is a predicted model, not a curated record.
UUUGUAUUUCUUCCCACCGAAUGCCACGUCAUCAUAACUACGCAGGAAUCGAAAAUCGAACAGUCACGGACCCAAAUUCGAAUCUGAAGAAACUCAUCGGAGCUUGAUUCUCUCCGUCGUCGCCGAGAUCGAUUCCAUCCUGUGGCGGCUCCGAAUCGAGUGGGGAGAGUAUGGAUUGGGAGAACGUAGCAGCAGAGGACGUGAUCGAGGCGCUGAGAGAAGUGGAGUGGUCGACGCCUCCUCGCUCAUUCGGCGAAUUCUUCUCUAGAUUCGCGUUUCCUCGCUCUUUCUCUAAGUGGAAGAGCCGUCUCAAAUGCAAUCUCUACUACUAUCGGACGAAUUACUUUAUCCUGGUGAUUCUUGUUCUAGGUCUUGCUCUGAUUACAAGACCAUUGGCUAUUCUUGGUGCUGCUUUCACCGCCUUGAGCUUAGCUUUCCUUAACGAUAGUUUUGCGGCUAGUUUUAAUGAGAAGUUCAUAAGGACUAUUAGGCUUUUCUCUCCACACUUGGCAGCUAAGAUGAGGCCUCCUCACAUGCCUGUCAUACGUGGGAGAUCAGCAGCAAGAAAGACGGUGUACGUUUGUGGGAAACCACGAUGGGUGUUUGUCGUUACUUUCCUAACAGCAAGUCUUGUCAUGUGGUUCUCUUCCUGCGGUUUGUUGUGGGUCCUCUAUGCAUUUCUCACUUCCCUCGCCCUGAUCAUUGUUCAUGCAAGCGUGAGAACACCAAACCUCAAGGCACGCUUAAACACAUUCCGUGAAGAGUUCCGGGCUGUCUGGCGUAACUACAGCGAACUUUAAAGUCACAAGGUCGCCUUAAGCAAUCUAGAAGCAAAUCGAGCAGCUGUCAUGUUGUCAAGUAAGGGCAUGUCUCUCGUUGUUUUGUUAGAUGAUGGCAGACACAGCUCUCAGUUGGUUAAGAUGGUUAUAAGCUUUGGAUCAUAGACAGAAUAGAUUCACUUGAAGUAGUCAACAUACUUGACCGAGUUACUUCUUUUUGCUGUAGUGAUGCUCGUACUUACUGUGUUAGUGAUUUGAUUUCAGAAUACUCAUUUUUAUUAUAUAAAAUAGAUCCAAACAGAACA